Molecule: messenger RNA, 1370 nt
Organism: Panicum virgatum (switchgrass)
Lineage: Eukaryota; Viridiplantae; Streptophyta; Magnoliopsida; Poales; Poaceae
Product: transcription factor IBH1-like 1
Exons: 2
Coding region: 326-907 (193 amino acids)
Biological process (GO): regulation of DNA-templated transcription
Source: RefSeq, a predicted model, not a curated record
AUCGAUCCUUCCAUUGCCACACACUCACACACCACUCCUGUGUGUGUGAUCACCAAGCUUCUAACAGCCUGCCUCGCGUCCUUCGCUCUCAUGCAUCAUCAGCUCACAAAAACAAAUAUCUCCCUCUUCGGCGGCCGGCCAAGAUCGAGCUGGGAACAUCAUUAUUACUAGCUAGGUCGGUCUUCCGUGAUUAACCAGCAAAUUAGCAUCAUCAGGCCGGAUUUGUUUUCGUUUCUGAGCUGUCGGUAGUACAUUGUUCAUGUUCCAUUGCCGGCCAUCAUUCCCUCCUGCCGCAGCGUCGUCUUGAUCGAUCCCCUAUCUUUCCAUGUCGUCGCCGAGUAGUAGCCAGCUGGGCAUGCCGCCGGGGUCCAAGAGAUUCAGGCACGCCAUCCUCAAGAACCUGCUCCUGGGGCUCAGGAAGGGCGGCGCCGCCGCAUCGAGGGGCAUGGGCAUCCACGAGAGGAGGAGCGCCAUCAGGCGCGCCGCCGACGCCGCCCUCGCCACCGCCAGGGGCGCCGCGCCGCGCUGGAGCCGGUCCCUGGCGGCGGAGCUCUCGCAGUCGCAGGGCGACCGACGGCCCGUCCGGGACGCGCACCUUAUUCGUCCUGCCAACAGCGCGCCUGCUUCGUCGUCCGAAUGCAACAAUGCGUGCAGUAAGCGGAUGCCGAGGAGGAGGCUCCGAGCGCGGCCGAAGAGCAGAGCCACGGCGAAAGCGGCCGGCGUUCUCGCGAGGUUCAUGGUCAGGAAGAGGGCCAGGGCGCUGGGGGAGAUCGUGCCGGGAGGGAGAGGGAUGGACGAGUGCACGCUGCUGGGUGAAACCCUAGACUACGCCGUGUCUCUCAAAGCUCAGGUCGAGGCGAUGCAGCUGCUGUUGCGGACUCUUCAGGCCCCCAAGAACCCUACCUAGCACGACCACUUUUUUUACGCCGCGUUUGGGGAAGGCAUCUAAUGGAGUGUUGGGUUCUUGUGGUCUUUUGCAGUGCUGAAGAAUCAGUGAGCGUGGAGGAACUCCGUACUGAAAUCUGAUCAAAAUUUAUCGUUCAUCAUCACCGGUAAAGCUAAAAUUUGUAAGACAGUGCAUAUAGAGUUUUCCCCCUUCCUUUAUUCUUCUAAUACUCUUCCUUUUUGCUUCCUCUCUGUAGCAUGCAUAUGAGGCAUGAAGGAUCAUGUAUUAUUCAUACUAUGCAUAUGUACAGUACAAGUGCUCUAGCCUAUUACUACUGUGUAUAAUAUACGGUUACUCCAUAAAUCCAUGUGCAGCUAUGUAUCCCCCUGUGUCUGUAUUAGGAAGAAUCCACUCUUGUAGAUUUUGCGCCGUAUGUACUCGGGCAGUAUGUACUAAGAAUAUAUAUGUUCUGUGUAUAUAUGCA